Messenger RNA from Rotaria sp. Silwood1, 378 nucleotides. NCBI's taxonomy places the organism in Eukaryota, Metazoa, Rotifera, Eurotatoria, Philodinida, Philodinidae. The record is from the annotation of a GenBank genome assembly.
AUGGAAUUUUUUUUUUUUAUUUUAGCUGUAACUAAAAAUAAAUUUAAAGCUGCUCAUCUUCUAUUAAAAUCUGGUGUUAAUUCAAAUGCAUUAGGAUCUGAAGGACAAACAUUACUUAUUGAUGCUGUUCUUAAUAAUAAUAUUAAAAAUUAUUAUUUAACUGAUCCAUCUGUUAUUGAUUUAACUCAUGUAAAUGAACCAAUAUUAAAAAGAGAAAUAUCAAUAUUGAAUUUAUUAGAUAAUAAAUCUAUAAGUCAUUCAUCAUCAAUAUUAAAUGAUGAUAAUUCUCAAUUUGAUAUAGAAAAACUAGAUAAAAAAUAUUUUACAAUCAUCAUUAAAUGUUUCAAAAAAUCAACAAAAAAAAAAAAGUUUCUUUGA